Messenger RNA from Artibeus jamaicensis (Jamaican fruit-eating bat), 3687 nucleotides. RefSeq names its product complement C3d receptor 2 (gene CR2). Bases 106 to 3396 code for a protein of 1096 amino acids. Lineage: Eukaryota; Metazoa; Chordata; Mammalia; Chiroptera; Phyllostomidae. The transcript is spliced from 20 exons. The record is from RefSeq and is a predicted model, not a curated record.
CUUCCCUUGCUUGCAGCUGCCUCCUGUUUCAGCCCUACGUUCCAGGAGCUGCCAGAGGCUCGUGGGUCCCGGAACGCAUCCCACCGCUGAGGCUGCCGCUGUGGCAUGGGCGCCACGGGCCUGCUCUGGGUUUUCUUGGCUCUCCUCACGCCUAGGGUCCUCGGGAUUUUUUGUGACCCUCCUCCUGCAAUCAAAAAUGGUCAGAGUAGUUAUGUUUCUGGCCCUGUACCUAUUAAUACUUUCGUGAGGUACACUUGUUCACUUAACUACCGCCUCAUUGGAGAAAAAAGCAUUUUUUGUAUUACUAAAGACCAAGUGAAAGGAAUCUGGAAUAGAGAUGCUCCUAUAUGUGAAAAUUUCAACAGGGGGUCUUUUUGCCGUGAGCCCACAGUACCAGGGGGACACAAAAGUAAAAUAUCUAGGCCACCAUACAGACAUGGUGAUUCUGUGACAUUUGCCUGUAACACCAACUUCACCAUGAAAGGAAACAAGACCGUUUGGUGCCGAGCAAAUAGAACAUGGGGACCAACACCACUACCAAUCUGUGAGAGGGAUUUCCCCCUGGAGUGUCCACCUCUUCCCAUGAUCCCCAAUGGAAAUCACACAGGAAACAGCGUUGGCCCCUUUGUCCCUGGAUCAUCUGUGAAUUACCACUGUGAACCUGGUUACUUGCUUGUUGGAGAAAAAACCAUUCGUUGUUUGUCUUCAGGAGACUGGAGUGCUGUCAUUCCAAAAUGUGAAGAGGCACAGUGUGAACCUCCAGGAUCACUACCUAACGGGAAGGUAAAGGAUCCUCCAAGUCUUCGGGUUAAUGUAACUGUGAGCUUUUCCUGUAAUGAAGGGUAUAGAUUAGAAGGCCCAACUUUUAGUCGGUGUGUAAUUGCUGGACAGAGACCUUUAUGGACAAGGAUGCCAGUGUGUAAAGAAAUCCGUUGCCCACCACCUCCUUCUAUUCUUAAUGGAAGACAUACAGGCAACCCUUCAAUGAACGUUCCCUAUGGAAGCACAGUCACUUACACCUGUGACCCAGGCCCAGAGAAAGGAGUGGACUUCAUCCUGACUGGGGAGACCACGAUCCGUUGUACCAGUGAUAGUCAGAAGACUGGGACCUGGAGUGGCCCUGCCCCACACUGCAAACUUUCUGUUUCUGGGAUUCAGUGUCCACCUCCCCAAAUCCUUAGAGGCCAAAUACUGUCUGGGCAGAAAGAUCAAUAUUCAUAUAACAACACUGUGGUAUUUGCUUGCUUAUUUGGCUUCACCUUGAAAGGUAGGAAGGAAAUACGAUGUAAUAGCCAAGGCAUCUGGGAGCCAUCCCCACCAGUCUGUGAAAAGGAGUGCCAAGCUCCUCCUCAAAUCCUCAAUGGGCACAAGGAAGAUGGACACAGAAUCCGCUUUGAACCUGGAACAUCUAUAAAAUACAGAUGUGACCCUGGCUAUGUGCUGGUGGGAGACGAAUCCAUACAUUGUACCUCUGUGGGGGUGUGGACACCCACUGCCCCCAAGUGCAAAGUGGCAGAGUGUGAACCUAUAGGAAAGCAUCUCUAUAGAAAACCCCAGACUCAAUUUAUUAGACCAGAUGUUAACUCUUCUUGUGAUGAAGGGUACCGGUUAGGUGAGAGUGUUUAUCAGCUGUGUCAAGGCACGAUUCCUUGGUUUAUGGAGAUUCGUCUUUGUAAAGAAAUCACCUGUCCACCACCCCCUGUUAUCUACAAUGGGACACACACAGGCAGUUCCUCAGAAGACAUGCUGUAUGGAACCACAGUCACUUAUACGUGUAACCCUGGGACUGAGGAAGGAGUGGAAUUCAGCCUGAUUGGGGAAAGCACCAUCCACUGUACAAGCAACAAUGAAGAGAGAGGCAUCUGGAGUGGCCCUGCUCCUUUGUGUAAACUUUCCCUCCCUGCUGUUUGGUGCUCAUAUGCCAAUGUAACAAAUGGACACAAGAUAUCUGACAAGGAAGCUCCAUAUUUCUACAAUGACAGUGUGAUAUUCGAGUGUGAUGAUGGAUUUACUUUGAAGGGCAGCAGUCAGAUUCGUUGCAAAGCUAAUAACACCUGGGAUCCUGAAAUACCCAUGUGUGAAAAAGACUGCCAGCCACCUUCUGGGCUCCUCCAUGGUCAGCACACAGGUGGAAACAGGGUCCUCUUUGUCUCUGGGAUGACUGUAGACUACACCUGUGACCCUGGCUACUUGCUUGUGGGCAACAAAUCCAUUCACUGUAUGCCUUCAGGAAAUUGGAGUCCUUCUGCCCCUCGGUGUGAAGAGGCACCAUGUCAGCCUGUGGGAGAAGAUGUUCAAGAGCUUCCAGGUGAUCCCCAUGUGAUUCCAGUUAAUACAUCCUGUCGUGAUGGGUACCAGCUGACUGGACACACUUACCGGAAGUGUCAGGAUGCUGAGAAUGGGGUUUGGUUCCAAAAAAUUCCACGCUGUAAAGCUAUUCACUGCCCGCCUCCACCAGUGACUGACAAUGGGAGGCACACUGGUGUGAUGGCAGAACACUUUCUGUAUGGAACUGAAAUCUCUUAUGAAUGUGACCAAGGAUUCUCUCUUCUGGGAGAGAAAACUGUACGAUGCAUAAGUGAUUCUAAAGGACAUGGAUCUUGGAGUAGACCACCCCCACAGUGCUUAAAACCUCCUCCUGUGACCCAUUGCUCUAACCCAGAAGUCAAACAUGGAUACAAGCUUAAUAAAACUCGUUCAUCAUAUUCCCACAAUGACAUUGUAUAUGUUGCCUGCAACCCUGGCUUCAUCAUGAAUGGCAGUGAGUUGAUUAGGUGUCAUACCAAUAACAAAUGGGUGCCAGGUGUACCAACUUGUAUCAAAAUAGCCCUCAUAGGAUGUCAACCUCCAUUUAAGAUCCCCAAUGGGAAUCAUACUGGUGGAGAUAUAGCUCGAUUUUCUGCUGGAAUGUCAGUCCUGUACAGCUGUGAUGAAGGCUACCAGCUGGUGGGAGACGCGCUCCUUUAUUGCACACGUGAGGGAACCUGGAGUCACCCUGCCCCUUCUUGUAAAGAGGUAAACUGUAGCUUCCCAGAGUAUAUGAAUGGAAUGCAGAAGGGGCUGGAGUCUGGGAAAAAGUAUCAGUAUGGUGCAGUUGUCACUUUGGAGUGUGAAGAAGGGUAUACCCUUGAAGGCAGCCCCCAGAGCCAGUGCCAGGAGGAUCAUGGAUGGAACCCUCCCCUGGCUGUUUGCAGAUCACAAGGCUCACUUGUUCCUCUUCUUUGUGGUCUUUCUGCAGGUUUUCUGAUUCUCAUCUGCUUGAUUGCUGUUGUCUUACACAUGAUAUUAAAAUACAGAGUACACAAUUAUUAUACAAAUAAAAGCCCUACAAAAGAAGAUCUUCAUUUAGAAACACGAGAAGUCUAUUCUAUUGAUCCAUACAACCCAGCAAGCUAAUCAGAAGACAAACUGUGUGCCUUCUUGCUUGGAAUCCAACUGAAUGUGGAUUGGAAAGAAUCAGCAAGUAUGAGUUCAAUAUGAAUGAAAUGAUUUCAUAAGCUAUUUCUUCCUAUUUGCACUUACUUUGAAGCAAAACAAAGGGAGUUUGCUUGAUGGCAAAGAUGGGAGCCCAGUUUCUCUGCCACCUGCUCUUUAUGGUGUUUUUGAAGCCUCAUGUGUGAUGUGCCUGGAGCCAGGCUGUUCCUGGAAUCAGUUACGUAGCUCUGAAAGUGUCACCAUUGUAAGGAA